This is a messenger RNA of Alosa alosa (allis shad), 1689 nucleotides long. Its product is annotated as leucine-rich repeat-containing protein 36-like. The transcript is spliced from 10 exons. The record is from RefSeq and is a predicted model, not a curated record. The coding region runs from base 209 to 1678 and encodes 489 amino acids. Lineage: Eukaryota; Metazoa; Chordata; Actinopteri; Clupeiformes; Clupeidae.
GGACCAGACGAGGGCCUUUCUGCCAUAAGUUGUUUAAUAAUGGCAUGCAGUUUUUUUUUUUUUUUUUUUUUAAAUGGGCAAGUUGUUGUCAAGGACUGCAGACUGAGUAUGCGGGAGGCGCUGUGCUCUGAAUGAGAGGCAGUGGUGCGAAGAAGAGAGAAAAGAUCUUCAGACAGACACUGAGAGAGUUCAAAUACAACACAGCACAAUGGCAGAGGGAGAAUUCAAAACAGCGAAACAUUUACCUAACAAAACAGCUAGCUCCACACAGGACUCUCUACAGGACUCCUCAAAAGUCUUUAAGGCUGCAAGCUUUACAGAAGAAUACAAACCACUUCCCAGAGCCACACACUUGUCGUCACUGCUCACGACUCUUUCUCCCAAGUGCCCGAAAGAAAAACGGAGGGUGACUUUUCUCGAGGACUACAAAAACAUCAAGACUUCACACAAAGAUUUGUGUAUAGAUAGCACCAGUCAAGUGGAGGAGGAUACAUGCUCAAAGAAACAGGCCAUUUUGACAAGACCCUCUCCAGAAAGAUCAGACAAGAUACUUCAGGGUCAUGAUCUUAGUGAGCAAACACAGACUAAAUGCCAGAGCCCUAACAAGUGGUCAUUCACGUUAGACGCUGCUCCGCACACACUCAAUAGCAUAGCACACUUCCAGACAGAGAUGGAGGCCAGCAUCAAUAGACUACUUCAACUCACCACCGAUCUGGAAAUAGCAACUAUUGUUCCAGAUAGAUCUGCAAUUGCCUAUCAUGCCUGUGGUGAGUCUCAGCUGUGGAAUGCCUUUCAGCCAAAUCUCACUGAAGACAGACCUCUAGAGGUGGAAGGCUAUACCAGCGCACUAAAGCCAAAGCAGUGUGUGGAAGAUAAAACUAUCAACUUAAUGGCUCCACCAGCAUCUGUCUCUCCCUUAGGCCUGAAGAAAACACAGCAGCCCACUUCUCCCUUAGACCACAACAGACAGAUCGUUACAUCACAACCAAUGACUCACAGUCAAGAGGAAACCACUGAAACCAGCAAGGUGUCUGGAUUGUCGGGGGUUGGCAGCAGCUCUCUGUGUGAUAGUCCUCUACUCCCUCCCCACAUCUCUGAGCUGUCUGCCGUACUGAGAGGCCUACUGGAUCUCGUCGACAGGCACUGGAGUGGCAACUUCUCCCUUCAUCUCAACCCCAACUUUCUAGAACAAGCCUACAGUAUCCUCUCCAAACUGAAGUCAUCCUCCCAUAAAGAGACAGAGGAGAAAAGGGACGUAGGUGGUAAUGAAAGUGUAACAAUACAUGAGAAAAGAGAAAAGAGUCACGAUUGCACUGAAGUUGGUCAUCUGCAGGGGACAUUGACCCAGAAAUCACAACUGACAUGUCUUCAGAAACAGCUUGUCACAGCCCUGAUGGACAACAUCAAGUUAAAGCAUGAGAUACAUAAGUUGAGAGAAGACAACUCCUCCUGGAAUAACAUUGACAGACAAUGGCAGAGUUGUUUGCAACUGCAAGGGAAAGUGCUGGAGGCUGAAGAGAAACAUUUGAAGGAGUUAAAAGACUCAAUGGACAUCCUACAAGCAACUCACAGGUCUCUACAGCGCCUAUCUCUGACAAGAACUGGAAGACAAGCCAUGAAGCCACCGCCUGAUGAUGGGGACGGCCUGCCUACAGACGCUUAUGAUGAGACUAUAUAAAAUAAAGUGAA